Messenger RNA from Rotaria sp. Silwood2, 660 nucleotides. NCBI's taxonomy places the organism in Eukaryota, Metazoa, Rotifera, Eurotatoria, Philodinida, Philodinidae. The record is from the annotation of a GenBank genome assembly.
AUGUUAGUCGUCUAUACCUAUUCAUAUAAUUUACGAAAUGAUCGUAUCUUGGUAAAUCAUCGAUUUAUUACACAUGCUAGUGAUCAUGAUGGACAAGCAAAUGUACAACAUUUGGUGUGGUUGUGCAAACGUAGUAAUAUUAACAGCAUCAAAUUAUAUGCAUCGGACAUCGUUAAACAUAUUUUACGAAUUCUUCCUCGUGUAUAUCACUUAAAAUGGCAUUGGUACAUGCCAAUAAUUAGAUUUUCAGUAUCGCACAAUUCUUAUUUUCCUCCUCUUCAUCUUCAUUCUUUACAUCUUCAAGUGAUUGAUAUUGAUCAUACACAAGCAGUAAUAUAUGCAAGUUUACUAGAAAAUAUACUGAAAAGUGCAGUUCAUCUUCAAUGUCUAAGUGUUCCAUGGAGCGUAGUGAGUGAAUUAGGUUGUUGUUGCUCUUUACCACCCUCGUAUCGACUUCGAAGUUUAUUUUUGCACUCUGGACGGUCACAACCCAAUCUUGGACAACCACAAUCCAAUGAAUAUGUUCGUGUGUUUGAACAAGAUCUUUGUAAAUUAGUAGAACAAUUAAAACAAUUUCAUUAUAUUGAUAUUUAUGGCAAAAUUUAUCCUGAAAAAGUCAAAGCUUAUUAUUUAAUGGUUCAAAAAACAUUUUCCAAAUAG